Monodelphis domestica (gray short-tailed opossum) is the source of this 1934-nucleotide messenger RNA. RefSeq names its product 5-hydroxytryptamine receptor 3E-like. Gene Ontology annotation, biological process: monoatomic ion transmembrane transport. Gene Ontology annotation, molecular function: extracellular ligand-gated monoatomic ion channel activity; transmembrane signaling receptor activity. NCBI's taxonomy places the organism in Eukaryota, Metazoa, Chordata, Mammalia, Didelphimorphia, Didelphidae. Gene Ontology annotation, cellular component: membrane. The record is from RefSeq and is a predicted model, not a curated record.
CUGAUAAAGGGGUGGUCAAGAGAUACAGGGAGAUUGCCGGGGUAGUAGCAAACAUUUCUUUUUAAUAUGACAAUAUGGAACAAUAUGGAAGACGAGAGGCAGAGCGGGGACAAUUUCCUGGAGAAGUCUUCAGGAUGGGACUGAGAGUGGGCAUGGAAAGACUGGAUUUGGCCAUGACAAAGGCAACCUCUUCAUUGCAGAUUGUGUGGAGGAGAUCAUAGGGGAAGUCUGAAUCCUGCGAGAUGAGGCUACGUGGAGAAGGAGGAGUUCUGGGGGAAUGACCGGUUCUGGUGGGUGAAGUGUGAGGUUUCUCACCCUACACUGGGCACAGUGAUGCCUACACCAUCAACUGCACAGGGUUCGACCUGUAUGGAGUAGACCCUAAUGCCUUCCAGUCAGUGUUUGACAGAAAGGCCUUCCGUCCAGUUAUCAAUUUCAGAGUUCCCACCCUGGUCAACAUCUCCUUCACCCUAUCUGCCAUUUUGGAUGUGGAUGCUCAGAUUCAGCUCAUGACAUCCUUUCUCUGGGUGAAUAUGGUUUGGGACAAUCCAUUCAUCAGCUGGAACCCAGAGGAAUGUGGGGGCUUAACAGAAAUCAGCGUGGCGGCAAAGAACCUCUGGCUCCCGGACCUCUUCAUCAUAGAGUUCAUGGACGUGGACACAACCCCUACCAGUCUCUAUGCCUAUGUGCACAGCAGUGGCCGGAUCAACUAUGAUAAACCUAUGAAGGUGACCAGCAUCUGUAACCUGGAUAUCUUCUACUUCCCCUUUGACCAGCAGAAUUGCACCCUGACCUUCAGCUCUUUCCUGUAUACAGUGGAUCACCUGUUGCUGGGCAUGGAAAAGGAAGUGUGGGAGAUCACGGACAAUUCGCGUGAUAUCAUUCGGACUCAAGGCGAAUGGGAACUCCUGGGCAUCAACAAAGCAACCCCAAAGUUGAUAAUGGGUUCCAGUCUUUAUGACCAGAUCAUGUUCCAUGUGACAAUCCGGCGCCGGCCCAGACUUUAUGUCAUAAAUCUACUGCUGCCUAGUGGGUUUCUGAUCGCAAUCGAUGCCCUGAGCUUCUUCCUGCCAGUUGAGAGUGGCAACUGAGCCCCUUUCAAGAUGACCCUGCUCCUGGGAUACACCGUCUUCCUGCUCAUGAUGAAUGAUUUACUGCCAGCCAGUGGCACCCCACUCAUCAGUGUGUACUUUGCUCUGUGCUUGUCCCUGAUGGUAGUCAGCCUGCUGGAGGCCAUCUUCCUCACCUACCUUCUGAAUCUGGUUACUACACAGCCCCCUCCCAUGCCCCCCUGGCUCCAUUCACUGCUGCUGCACUACCUCCGAGCAACAGAGCGCUGUAACAAGAGGUCUCAGAAAGAACCCAGGGGCUCUGGCCCCAACCUCAUCCACCUGCCUGGGCUGAUGGAGCCAGUCGUUAUGGCAACAUGGGUACCAGGAUCUAGCGAGGCCAAGCUAAAUGGAGAUCCAGGAUCAACGAGGGCACCGUUGGAACAGGAGGCCCAGGGGCGGCUGACAGCUAACAUGUGGGGGAAGUUCAUUGUUAUUCUUGAUAAGUUGCUCUUCUGGCUUUAUCUGCUCUUCAUGGUCUCCUCUCUCACCACUGUCAUCAUUUUAUGGAACACCUAGAAAUAGGGUGCCCUCCCCAAUUUCUGCUUCCACUGACUUUCAGUGAACAAUAAGCCAUCUCCCUUUUCCUUGUCCAAAUGGCCGUUCCUGUUCAUAUGUCAGUCCACUCCCAAUUGAGUCCUACAGGACAGCUUCAGCCUAACCCUAGGCAGUUUCCUGACUCUUAACGCCAGUAAGUAUCCUUGUUCCUACUCCUAUAGGUUCCUCUGCUCCUUCUUGCCAGACCUAACCUCUCUGUCCCUUAAGGAUCCAGCCCAGGAGAGUCAUCUAAUCAUUGUGUUGUCCUAAUAAAUCAUUUUGCAGAGA